This is a messenger RNA of Punica granatum (pomegranate), 540 nucleotides long. The record is from RefSeq and is a predicted model, not a curated record. Lineage: Eukaryota; Viridiplantae; Streptophyta; Magnoliopsida; Myrtales; Lythraceae.
AUGCUGCUCUGGAACUCAGAGGCAGUCACUAUCGAGAUAAUUGGCUCCACCGAACAAGAGAUACAUGCAGUGGUGAAGGUACCAAACUCUAAUUCCUCUUGGCUGCUCUCCGCCAUAUAUUCUAACCUUAGACCGUGUGAAAGACUAAUUUUAUGGGAUAAUCUUAAAAAUGUCUACGAUGGUUGCGCUCUCCCUUGGCUUGCCAUGGGUGAUUUCAAUGAAAUUCUCUCUGAAUCUGAAAAUUUUGGUGGUGGGCUAGUCAAUUUUAAUCGCUCUCUUAAAUUUUCUGACAUGCUUAAUUCCUGCCAUCUAUCUGAUUUGGGUUUCUCGGGCCCCCGGUUCACUUGGACCAAUCUCAGGGAUGCUGGUGGCCUCGUCCAGGAACGUCUGGACAGAGCUGUAGCUAACCCAUCCUGGAGACUGACCUUUCCAAAUGCCGAGGUUGCCCACCUUCCCAGAGUCCACUCGGACCAUUGCCCCAUUUUACGAACCUUUAAUCCUGUAACUCAAACCCCGUUUACCUCGCCCCUUCCGGUUUGA